AUGUUUGAGAGCCAUGCAGCAGUAUGGCGUACGUUGAAGAGGCCCAUGGAGUUUGAGGCGGCGCUGCUGAGUCCCGGCUCCCCGAAGCGGCGGCGCUGUGCCCCUCUGCCCAGCCUGGCUCCUGUCCUUAGGACCCCGGAGGCCGAGCUGCCGCCACUUCAGACACAGAUCCCACCGCCGGCUCUGCAACAACAUACCUCGCCCGGUAGCGAGCGAUGCCUUCCAACUCCGGAGCAAAUUUUUCAGAAUAUAAAACAAGAAUAUAGCCCUUACCAGAAGUGGAGACAUUUAGAAAUUGUUCUUAAUCAGAGUGAAGCUUGCACUUUGGAAAGUCAUCCUCACCCCUCAGCAUUCACAGCACCUAGUUCUCCAGGUUACUCCUGGAUGAAGAAGGACCAGCCCACCUUUACCCUCCAUCAAGUUGGAAUAAUAUGUGAGCGUCUCUUAAAAGACUAUGAAGAUAAAAUUCAGGAGGAGUAUGAGCAAAUCCUCAAUACCAAACUAGCAGAACAAUAUGAAUCUUUUGUGAAAUUCACACAUGAUCAGAUUAUGCGACGUUAUGGGACAAGGCCAACAAGCUACGUGUCCUGAAGGUUUCUUGCAUAUCUGAGUACCAGGUUUGACCUCAAGAGAUGGCUGCUGUACACUUUUUGCAACUGGUUUGAUAUCACAUUUCAGCUCCAACUUUGCAUUCUGAGAACACUUAAUUGUUUCUGCAGGUCCGUUUUAUACAA
Choloepus didactylus (southern two-toed sloth) is the source of this 734-nucleotide messenger RNA. Its product is annotated as akirin-1-like. Gene Ontology annotation, molecular function: transcription coregulator activity. Bases 1 to 591 code for a protein of 196 amino acids. The transcript has 3 exons. The record is from RefSeq and is a predicted model, not a curated record. Gene Ontology annotation, cellular component: nucleus; chromatin. NCBI's taxonomy places the organism in Eukaryota, Metazoa, Chordata, Mammalia, Pilosa, Megalonychidae. Gene Ontology annotation, biological process: myoblast migration involved in skeletal muscle regeneration; positive regulation of macrophage chemotaxis; positive regulation of myoblast differentiation.